Messenger RNA from Dendronephthya gigantea, 3545 nucleotides. RefSeq lists its product as uncharacterized. Gene Ontology annotation, molecular function: protein kinase activity; ATP binding. NCBI's taxonomy places the organism in Eukaryota, Metazoa, Cnidaria, Anthozoa, Malacalcyonacea, Nephtheidae. The record is from RefSeq and is a predicted model, not a curated record. Bases 97 to 3306 code for a protein of 1069 amino acids. The transcript is spliced from 11 exons. Gene Ontology annotation, biological process: protein phosphorylation.
AAACAGUAUCAACAGUAUGGUAUAACUUCAAGUCGGGUAUCAACUCUUAGAAGUUUGUAAAGGGAUUAUAUCUCAGUAAAUCGAAAUAUUGACAGUAUGUCUUGGCCUGCUGGAUGUCCCAACGAACCGUCAACUGAAAAUCAAGCGAAGGAAGAGGCUGCAGUAAGUCAAAACCAAGCAACAGAUGAAUCUAUUUACCAGGAGCCUGCAGAUAGCCAAGAACGAACGGCGCUUCGUCGUAAACAUCGAAAACAAAUCUUAAACAGAAAGCCCAAAAAGAAUGUCGACGAUAUAAAAAAAAUGCGCGAUAUGCUUGACUUAUUUGAGCUGCUUCACAUAUCGUACGACUCUGAACAAAUGAACCUUCCAGAAAUGAGAAAGAUAGCGAGAAAAGUAAUCGAAGAUCAACGUUCUGGAAGUGGAAAAUAUUCAAAUGGAACAACGGGAUUUGAGGUGAUAGCGAAGGCUAAAGAGGAGGAUGAGAAGAAACGAGAGAAUUUGGAGAAGUUUUAUUUCGAGAUUGAAGAGUGUGUCGGGAAAUUGGAUGUUUACACGAUUCCGGUCCUAAACGUCUACUAUGGCAAUCGUAGUAUUUUGAAUGUUUUGGCAGAACAAAGGCGACGCUUAACGAACACAGAAUAUAACGUUCUUAUUGCAGGUGAAAGUAGUGCUGGAAAAAGUAGUUUAGUGAAUCUUAUUCUCGGAGAAGAGCUUCUUCCACAUCACGUUCUCAAUACCACUUCCACAAUAUGCGAAGUAAAAUAUGGAGAGAAACGAGAAUUGAUUGCUCACUUAAAGUAUGAUGAACAAUCAGGGAAGCGACGCGUACCUAAAAUACAAGAGUUGAAAACAAAAGAAGAAGGUGGCAAAAAUUACUGCGAUCAAAUUGCUCCCUUCGUGCAAGUGCAGUCCGACGAGCGAGAAAAGGGAUCCCGAUAUACUAGAGUAGAAAUCUUUUGGCCGCAAGAAUUACUUCAGGAAGGUGUUGUUAUUAUUGAUAGUCCAGGCCUGGGUGAAUCUGAUGAUAUGGACGAAGUUCUGAUGAAAUAUCUUCCGAAUGCUCUUGCGUUUAUCUAUGUUCUUGACACUUCCCGUGCUGGAGGAGUACAACAAGAUAUCAAAGAAAAGCUAAAGACCAUCUUAAAAAAGGUGAAGUCCUCCGAUGCCGGCGUUGAGACCCUUCAACAUUUAGCCGAAUGUUCCCUUUUUAUCUGCAAUAAAUGGGAUCAAGUAGAAGAGGAUGAAAGGUCAGAAACGAAGAAACAUGUCGUCGCAAAGUUAAGAGAGUGUUGGGAAGAUUCAAAUUUAAAUCAUCAAAUGGUGUACAUGUCAAUAAAAGACGCCAUCAAAGCACAAGAGUAUGGCGGACUUACUGAAGAGUUCAGCGAUUUGCUCAAAAAAAUAGAGACGCUGGUAUUGAGGGCAAGGAAUAUCAGCCUAUACAAUCAAUGGCAGUGGUUGUAUACGUUGCUGUAUAAUAUUCAUAGAGUAACGUAUUUCUUCAGCCAAGAAAUACAAUCAUCUCACGAAACAACUCGUGAAAAGAUGGAAUUCAUCAUUAAACGCAUAGAAAAAAUUGAAAAACAAGAGCAAGAGGUGAAAAAGGACAUGGCAGAAAGAGUGGAAUAUCACACAAAAGUUCUCCUCGCCAAACUUGAAGAAUAUAUACAUUCGAUGGAUUUCAAAACGAAGUUCUGUACUUGGGAUAACGGUGCAUUUCCCCCGCAUGGAAUAACUUGGGAAGUAACAAGAAGCAAUGUCAACAUGGCAAUUGAUAACCGAUUCAAAGAAUUGCUUAUUGAGUGGGAGAAUGACCAUCAAGUUUAUGCUGAAAUUCACAGGCAGCUUCUGGACGAAUUCCGUACAAGGCUGAAUCUUUUGGAAGAGGAACUUCAAGGUGUUGACAAGGCGAUGCAUAGUGUGGAAAGACAAGCUGAUUAUUUGAAGAAUCGAAGUAAAAUUUCGACAACAACCAAAGUUAUCUUCGGUGCAACGAGCCCUCUUUGGAUUCCCUUUGGUGUGGCGGGGUUGGUGAUUGGUAUGCCUGUUUUGGGAGCAAUGGCGGUAAAACGCAAAGUAACUAUAAGAAAGAAGUUUGACAAUUACCAAAACAAUCCGCGUGACUAUCUGAAAAAAGAAUCUGAAAAAUAUCUGGAGCGACUGCCAAAAGAAUACGUGUUAGAAUAUGCCCAACGCCAGAUGGAGAACACCAAAAUGGUGCUAUCAAAAUAUGGAGAUCAAAUUCCCAUCCUGAUCGAGGCUGAUCGUAAACUGGUGACGCAAUUAAUUAAUGAUACCCGAAGUCAGGAUGAAAUAUUGAAACUGUAUGACCCAAUUCAGAAGAAAAGCAGCGAGAUGAUAAAUAAAAUCCUACCGUGGGGAAUCGAGGUUUGUCCAGAAACAAUAAAUGCCAGUGAUCUUGAAUGGAAACGAGACAUGAAUUCAUUGAUUGGAGAGGGAGAGAGUUCCACAGUGUUCAAGGGGAAGUUAAGUUGUCCCAGACCCAGAUCGCAGACUUCUAAAAUGGAAGUGGCAGUGAAAGUAUUCCAACAUCCAUUUGAUGAAACGAAUUCAAAAUUCUUUCUGUACGAAGAACUGAAGAUCAGGGAUUUGCAUCAUGAAAACGUUCUCAAGUAUUUUGGAGCAACCCGAAUUUCUACUCCUCGUUCAUCAUACAAGUACAAAUUCAUAUUCGUAAUGCAAGCAGGUCGACAAAACCUAAGAAGUGCCAUCUUCCGUGACCGAACUCUAACACCUGCAGAAUCUGAAAACUCCAAACUAGCAAUUGGCAAGUUCAUUAAGAGGGCGAUGGACAUAGCAGCUGGUCUAAACUACAUUCACGAGAGAGGACUCAUCCACAGACAUCUCAAGCUUGAAAAUAUUCUGGAAGGCGAAGAUGGGACAGCGAUGAUAUCUGAUGUUGGGAUUGUGGGUCGAUUUCUGAAAAUACCGAAAAGCAUCACCCAUCUUGCACCCGAGGUGCUCGAAGACCUCACGAAUCGUACAAAAGAGGCAGAUAUCUACAGUUAUGGUAUUGUGUUGUGGGAGAUGUGGUAUGCCACCCAGGCGUUCAACGAAAUUAUGCCUAUCGAAAACGUCACCGAUUUCCGAGAAAGGCUGGUUGAAGGGUAUCGUCCAGAAAUAGAUAACAACAAAAUCAACAUACCAAAAAUACAUGGGGUCAUGGUGGCAAGCUGGGCUACUGAGGUUGAAAAAAGAUGGUCCGUGAAGAUGUGCUACGAUGCAUUUUCGGAAAUGACAGAAUGGAGAAUGGAACGUCCAAAUGAACAAGACGCAUUACUGUAGCCGGACUGAAGGCCGAUAUAGAAUAAGAACAUAUAGCCUGGUAUCAACAUAGAUACAAGUAGAUAAGGAUAGACGACAUGUACACGGUUUUGGUAUUUUUAUUGAUAUAAAUUGCACGUUUUAAUUGAAAUAUAAAACGCAAACUUCAUAACGCAUGAAUUUAUAGCAAUGGCAUUAAUAGUAGUUAUUCAGAAGAUACUCACGAUGUAGCAAAUAAGUAUCGAUUACAGUGUAGUAGU